Acipenser ruthenus (sterlet) is the source of this 4888-nucleotide messenger RNA. RefSeq names its product DLA class I histocompatibility antigen, A9/A9 alpha chain-like. Gene Ontology annotation, biological process: immune response. The record is from RefSeq and is a predicted model, not a curated record. Gene Ontology annotation, cellular component: external side of plasma membrane. Lineage: Eukaryota; Metazoa; Chordata; Actinopteri; Acipenseriformes; Acipenseridae. The coding region runs from base 2683 to 3807 and encodes 374 amino acids. The transcript is spliced from 9 exons.
CCAAACGAGCAAGAUGGGCUGAAUGGCCUCCUCUCGUUUGUAAACUUUCUUAUGUUCUUAUGUUCUUAUAACCCGGUAGGUUAUAUAUUAAUACAUUAACAACAUUUCAAAGUGAAAGUUUAAGGUCAACAACAUUUUCUGUUAAGUUUUAUAACCUACUGGAAAUCACAAUAUUACUGAAAACCAUGUACUAUAUAAUCUUGUUCUAGCCGUGCAAACCCUGUUGAUUGUAUGAAGAUAUUUUUGUUAAUGUUAGCAAUGUAUUACUGCAUCUAACAUAAUUUCUAGUCUGUAACAUUUGUAAUAAUGAAUUUAUGACUAAGUAUCCUAAUUAUUAUUUAUUUUACAAAUAAAUAAUCCAACAAGUAAUCAAUAAAUCCUCUGAUGCAUCAUUAAAUUAGCUGCAAUAAUAACAUUCAUUUGUAUUUGCACUUAAUGGUUUUGUACUUCAAUAUUCACAUUAUUUGUAUUUGCUCUUCAUUGUAACUAUUUAUUUACUAUAUUUUGUACUUGUUUUUAAACUACACCACAUAUUGUGAUAUUUUGUAACCACUGUAAAUCCCCCUGGAUAGGGGUAUCUGCUAAUAAAUAAAUCCAAAAAAUAAAUAAAUAACAAGAUCUGUCAGUGAAGCAGGGUUAAACAUUAGAAAUUACUUCAUGCGUGUGUCACGGGUAGGGUGACCUGAGGUAACCUAGCUAGUGUACCUACAGACGUGCUCAAAUUUGUUGGUACCCCUCUACAAAAAACGAAGAAUGCACAAUUUUCUCUGAAAUAACUUGAAACUGACAAAAGUAAUUGGCAUUCUUGGGUGCUUUAAGCUGUGUGUUUUGGGUCAUUAUCCUGUUGGAGGACCCAUAGUGCGACUGAGACAGAGCUUUCUGACACUGGACAGUACGUUUCGCUCCAGAAUGCCUUGAUAGUCUUGAGAUUUCAUUGUGCCCUGCACAGAUUCAAGGCACCCUGUGCCUGGCGCAGCAAAGCAGCCCCAAAACAUAACCGAGCCUCCCCCAUGUUUCACUGUAGGUAUGGUGUUCUUUUCUUUGAAAGCUUCAUUUUUUUGUCUGUGAACAUAGAGCUGAUGUGACUUGCCAAAAAGUUCCAGUUUUGACUCAUCUGUCCAAAGGACAUUCUCCCAGAAGGAUUGUGGCUUGUCAAUAUGCAUUUUAGCAAAUUCCAGUCUGGCUUUUUUAUGUUUUUCUUUCAAAAGUGGAGUCCUCCUGGGUCUUCUUCCAUGGGGCCCACUUUCGCUCAAAAAGCGACAGAUGGUGCGAUCACAAACUGACGUACCUUCACCUUGGUAUAUCCUUCACCUUGACGUAUCUCUUUGGCAGUUAUCCUUGGUUCUUUUUCUACCAUUCGCACUAUCCUUCUGUUCACUCUAGGGUCGAUUUUCCUCUUGCGGCCGCGCCCAGGGAGGUUGGCUACAGUUCCAUGGACCUUAAACUUCUUAAUAAUAUUUGCAACUGUUGUCACAGGAACAUCAAGCUGCUUGGAGAUGGUCUUGUAGCCUUUACCAUUACCAUGCUUGUCUAUUAUUUUCUUUCUGAUCUCCUCUCUCCUUUGCUUUCUCUGGUCCAUGUUCAGUGUGGUGCACACAAUGAUACCAAACAGCACAGUGACUACUUUUCUCCAUUUAAAUAGGCUGAAUGACUGAUUACAAGAUUGGAGACAUGUGUGAUACAGAUUAAAGAAACUAAUUAGUUUGAAAUAUCACUAUAAUCCAAUUAUUUAUUACCUUUUCUAAGGGGUACCAACAAAUGUGUCCAGGCCAUUUUAGAAUAUCUUUGUAGAAUAAGCAAUAAUUCAUCUCUUUUCACAGCUUCUUUGCUUUAUUCUAUGACAUACCAAAGGCAUGCAAGUAUACAUGAUAAAAUAGCUUUUAAUUUCAUCACUUUUCAGGAGGAAUUAAGCAUUUUUUCAAUGAGCUGUAAGGGUACCAACAAAUUUGAGCACGUCUGUAUGUAGCUGAUGACUACGCCACCUUGUUUUUGGUAAGGCAAGGACCUUAGUAACCGAAUAGUUAUUUAGUUCCCCGUGUAGGUUUUUUGUUCCCCCCCACACACAAUGGAACGGCAUCUGGUAAAACAAAUUUUAUUGUUCUCAAAAGGGUAAAAAAUUGUUAAAACCAAACCACACAAUACAAAAAAAUAAGUUAAAAUUUCAAAAGGGAGAUCCCAAAAAAAAGAACAAAAAAAACACUGCACACUAGGCAGUCCCCUCCUGUUGGUCACGGUCUCCGAAAAAAGAAAAAAAGUUCAUGCGCAUGGAUAAUUACUGUUUGACAAAACAAACAAGGAAAAAUAAAUAGUCUGGGGGGAGUAGACCCCACGCUCCCGGGGCUUCCACCCGACUCGCUUGGUCCAUUGCUGUUUCCUCCUACCGAUGUGGUAACCACCACCCCUGCUGGAUCUCUCCACUGCCGAACGGCUUCCGCCUCCAAAGGACCCGAGACAGGAGAGCGGGGCAAAGAAAAGGGCCGUCAGGAACUGACACACAGGUAAGUAAACUACACCCUCCACCCAGAGGUUCUGGUCACUUCCCUUCGACCGAUCUCUAACCCUGCGUUUCUCUCCUCUCUUUCUCUCGCCACGCUCCCUGGACCUCGCCCCGAUUCCGUCUGCUGCCACCGGACCCGACCUGGAAGCUGGACUCCAGAACUAAAGGCAAGGUGAGCAGCAGAAAUGGUUGUUUCUCUACUGGGAUAUCAGACUCAAUAUCAGACCCUGCCUGUACUUCUGCUACUAGUUCUCCUGAAGUCAGCUUCUGCCGGAACAAACACAAUGAUAUGGAGUUUCACAAAGACCACCGGAGAAACGUGGCAUCCAGAGUUUUUUGCAGUGGGGAUGUUCAACGAUGUGAUAUUGGCAAGCUUUAACAGCAAUAACUUGCAGCCAGUCUCGCACUACAACUGGUUAGAGAAGGCUGUUAGCCAGAAAGACUGGGAAGAAAGUAGUUUACAUGCUUUCAACAAUGAGCAACUUUACAAAGAGAAAUUAGAAACCCUAAUGAAAUGCUUUAACCAUUCAAGAGGAGUUCACACGUUCCAGAGGGUGGUGGGCUGCGAGCUGGAUGAUGAUGGGACGUCACGGGUAAUAUAUGAGGAUGCGUACGAUGGAAACAAUCUUCCUAGUGUGAAUUCACAGAGCGAUACUUGUAUUGCGAAUGCACAGGAUCCAUUCUUCAAACAGAUAUCAGAAGUCAUAAAAGCUUACUUUGUCAACAAGCAUACAGCAGAGUGUAUCUUGUACUUGGAAAGGUUCUUGAAGCAUGGGAAAAACACAUUGAAAAGGAGAGUCCGUCCCAAAGUGAGGCUGUUUGUGAAGAAAGCUACUGAAUCUGUAGGUUCAGAGGUCACGUGUCAUGUGACAGGGUUCUACCCUCGAGAUGUGGAUGUGACCUGGGUAAGAGACAGGCAGGACACCCUGGAGGAGGGAGUGUGGGUUGGGGAGGUGUUACCCAAUAAUGACGGAACCUACCAGGUUAGAAAGACCCUAACAGUGAGCCCAGAGGAGCAGAAGAAACACCGAUACACCUGCCAAGUGGACCACGCCAGCCUGAAGGAGAAGAUAGAGAAGGAAUGGGAGGCUGGCUUACACACAGGCGGUAUUGCCGGAGCGGUUGUGUCUGUACUGCUCCUGAUCACUGUGACAAUCACUGGAGUUGUGAUCUGGAAUAAGAAACGAGCUGGUGGAAAGGACCCUGAAUACUCAGGAGUUCAAAUAACCGAACUAACCAGCUCGGGCAAUGAUUCUGCAGGAGCUGCUAUGGGGCUGACUGCAGAGGAAAUGGAAACCCAACACAUCUGAGCUUCAGCUUUUACAUGAGCCCUUCACCGGUUACUGGAAACACGACUUUAUCAUACCAUCAUAUUACAGAACUUGUGAAAACAUUUCAACGAGCUUAAAGGGUUCCUAUAAACAUAUCAAUGUUAUAUUAAAUAUCUUUACUUACUUGUCAGGAUCCCCAAAUGAUUUAAUAUGAUCCGAUCGUUUUCCAAAAGUGUGCGUUCUGGAGGGCAAUCUUAAAUGAUCUAUAAAUGUAAACAUUUACCUUUCAUAGGCAAGGCAAUGGAGACUGGCUCUUCCUUGCAGUACCGAACACGUCAUAAUAAGUGACCUUGUGACCUCUUGUGCAGACGCAACCAUUCUAAUUAUACGCCCUUCUGGAAAAUAUACAUUCUCAAUAAAGAAAACAAGCAAAAACAACAGUACCGUGUGUGUGUGUGAAGUUGAAAAUAUACAUUCUCAAUACAGAAAACAAGCAAAAACAACAGUACCGUGUGUGUGUGUGAAGUUGAAGGGCAUUUUAAAAAAGAAAAAAGAUACUGUAAUCUAAACAUGUUGCGUGUCUAUUAGACUGAAUGCUAGAUUUAAAAGCUAUGAGCACCGUUCCAAAUCAAUCUUCCUGAAUUUACAGUAUGUAUUCAUUGUAUAAUUUACCUUUUAUUGUUGGAUGAAAGUACACACUUCACAAAAAAAUACAAUUGUUUCUUCUAACUUGGCUUCUUGUAAAGGCUUUUGUAAAUUGACCAAAAAAUGAAGCCAAGUUAAAAGAAACAAUUGUGACAAUCUUGGGCCCCACCACCUUUCCAAUUGGGCCUAUUUCUUUGAUGCUUGACAAGGCUGCCUAAUUCAAGGCUACUUGAGAUCCAUUCCAGUCCUGGUCUUUAUUCCAAUCAGGUCCUACAUUAGUUAAUAGCCUCUCAACAGGUUCUAUUAACUAUUUUCGAACCUGCUUGGAGUUGAGUUGAAAAAAGCGGUCGGCUGUUGGCAGACGCAUCCGAGGACAGUGUGUGUUUGUCUUUGCCGCUCCCGAGUCAGCGCCGGGGUGAUAGCAGUGAGCUAAAAAUAAUUGGAAUGCCAAAUUGGGAGAAAAUAAUAAAAUAAU